Molecule: messenger RNA, 1392 nt
Organism: Impatiens glandulifera
Lineage: Eukaryota; Viridiplantae; Streptophyta; Magnoliopsida; Ericales; Balsaminaceae
Exons: 4
Coding region: 142-1266 (374 amino acids)
Biological process (GO): male meiosis II
Source: RefSeq, a predicted model, not a curated record
UUCUUGAUUCUUUCAAGUUGAAGAAUCCCUCCUCUAAUCUAAUCGCUUCUUCUAUCUCUAAACGAAGAUGAACUAUUAAUCAUUUUUUUAGUUCUUUCCACAUCAUUUGAAACCAAGAUCAAAAGAUAAAUCUUUCCCCAGAUGGGCUGUUUCACUGCGUGUUUUGGGAUUUCUAAAGACGAUAAGAAGAAAAAGAAGAAGAAGACGAAGACGAAGCAGAAGGUCCUGUCUCGCGACCAAAGAUGUGGAAUUCAGAGGCCUUUACAACCUGUUGAACAGAGCCUAAUUCCAGAAAAACAAGAAAAGGAAGAGGAUGAAUUGAGUAACAAAAAGAGAGUAACUUUCGACACAAAAGUGAAAACCCACUGUCCCAUUUCAAUCCGUGAGAGUACCAUUUCUUUGGACCUAAUUGAAAUAGCUAUCAAGGAUGAUGAACCCGACAACAAUUUGUUGAAUCCGACGAUUUCUCAACCACUACCCAAACUUGGAUCUUUCCCUCCCAAUCACCGCUAUAUGAAUUGCACAGAGAGUAGUGACGAAGAAGAAGAAGAAGAAGAAGCCGAUUUGAAUGAUGGAAGUGACAAUGAUGUAGUGAGUAGUUUGGAACAUGUCUGGUGUGAAGAAAUUCCAGUUGCUUCGAUGGAGUUAAGAACGGAUGAGGUAGAAGACAGCUGCUCUACCAAACUGAGCGUUGCUCCUGUUCAUACUGUUCUUAACAACUCUAACCCAUUAGAGAAAAGUUCUGAAUGGAAAGUUGCUAAAUCCCAAGUAACAACAUCAACCCAACUCAAUCAUGAUGGUCUCAAUUCAAAGGAUGCUGCCGAAUCCAUGGAAGAAAUUAAUUCAGUUGAUGCUAGUUUGUCAAAUUGGCUUGUAACUCCCCUCAGGCUUGAGAUGAAUUCUUCAGAGCAGAAGGAAGAAGAAGGAUCAUCAAAAAACCCAAUGUGGAGCAGGAGGAUUGAAGAUAGACCUAUUUUAGGUGUAUUGACGGUGGAGGAGGAGCUGAACAAGUAUUCAUCUUCGGCUUCUUCAAGGUCGCCUAGCCGAAGCAGCCCGGGGAAUGAAAUGCCCAUGAUUGGGACCUUUAGUGGCAAUUACUGGAGUAAAUUAGAAAGUAACAUUGACAAGAAGAAGAGCAGCCCUGGUUCUGUUUCUUCCUUUAAGGGCAUUCCAAAUACAACUAGCAAGUAUAGAGAGGAUAAGAAAGUGAAUUGGCAUUCAACACCAUUUCAGAAGAGAUUAGAUAGAGCCUUGCUGCAAAUAUGAUGAUGAUUUGCAAAUCAAAUUCAGAUUCAAUUCUGUAAAUGUCUUUUGUCUUGGAUUCUUGAAGAGAUUGCAAAUAUUAUUUCUUUUCGGGUGAUAUAUGAUGAUGUGAUAAGAGUUCUUUUUUGU